This is a messenger RNA of Sabethes cyaneus, 1875 nucleotides long. RefSeq names its product low density lipoprotein receptor adapter protein 1-B-like. The transcript has 4 exons. The record is from RefSeq and is a predicted model, not a curated record. Bases 865 to 1755 code for a protein of 296 amino acids. NCBI's taxonomy places the organism in Eukaryota, Metazoa, Arthropoda, Insecta, Diptera, Culicidae.
UUUUUGCUAGCGUUCUCUCGGUUGCAAUGUGUUUUCGGUCAAGAUCGAACGUUCUUGUUCUGAUCUAGUUUUCCGUGACUGUGCGCAAUCGCGAUCCGCGCGAUCGACUCAAUUCGAAUGGUUGAAGUAAUUAGCGCUUACGAAAUUGUUUUGCCACCGAACUAUCUCCAUCAGGGGUAGUUUAGCAGCCGGAAAAGCGUGAGCUGUGUAUAUUUGUGUUUUGUUUUCGUGUUUUCGGUGCGUGCUGUUUGGCACUGUGGCUUUCACGUAACGCUCGCCCGUGUGAAAAGUUUAAGUGCAGAUAGUUCCAUUGAAAAACUUCAACCUAACCCAAAGUGACGAGUGGUGGGACAUACACAAUCAGCUCCCUCUCCCUUGGAAUAGCUCUCGAUUAAAAUUAAGUCAACCUUGUCGAUCCAUUUUCCUGCCAUGUGCUCGAUUAAUUAAGUCAAUAAAUUAAAAGUGAAACUCUUGAUUUGAGGCGGUCAUCCGCACACAACACCACGAGGACGCACUGAACUGUUCCGCCAAGACAGGUGAAGCACACACGCUGCCAAAGCUCGCUCCAAGUAGGGAGCAUCGUUGAUGAUCGAUAGCGCGGAAAAUCGAUAGCUAUCGCAUAACACUCAGCUAGUGGCAUAAGAAACUUGAAACGCCGGUGGAAAAACACAGUCAAACUUAAAGCUAACAACUGGGAUUGCUACCAUCGUGGAAGGUGGUCAUCAGUGACAGGUUGGAUUCGGUUGGCGCCAUCCAUCGUUGGAGAAAAAAUUGCCAGCAAUUUCCAAGAAGGAGUCAACAACAUUUGAAACUGGAAACACCGCUCACAUUACCUUCCAUUGUUUAGGUUUUCAACGCGAAAAAAUGGCUUUCUUCAAGAGCAUUUGGAAGAAUAACUCCAAACACAAAAAAUUAUGCGAAGAACUUGCUUUGGCCAAUAACAUCCGGGACUUUUCGGACAACCACGAAGAGCUGGAGGAUGGUUUUGAGGAGGCAAUAACGUACAGCGUCAAAUAUUUGGGAAACACAUCCAUUCCCACACCUCGAUCUGAUAGUUCGACGGCGGAUGCUGUAAAGCGGAUCAUUACGGCUGCUAAGGGAAACAAGAAGCUUCAACGUGUGACCCUUUCCAUUUCACCGAAAGGAAUCGAAAUGCAGGAUCCAGCCACGGGAGAAACACUCCUGCAGGUGUCCAUCUACAACAUUUCCUACUGCUCGGCAGAUGCGGCGCAUGAUCACGUGUUUGCUUUCGUCGGAACUAGCUCCAACCCGGAAACGGAAGUCAAGGAGAUGUGCUUCCGGAAAGAUGCCGUAGAGGUAGACUUUGAGGGUCCUCUGGUGUGUUACGCCUAUCUGUGUCAAAAGCGAAAAAUGGCACAGACGGUGACGCUUACCGUAGCACGAAGCUUCGAGAGAGCAUAUCAGAUCUGGCAAAACAAGCAAUUCCAUGCCGAGCGGAAACGGAAGGAGUUGGAGAAGUUGAAUGCAAGCAAUCGAGCGGGAAACGAUAGCAGUAGCAGUAGUAGUCACUGUCAGUCAAAGUCGAAAGGAACUUCGGAUGAAAGCGAUAACCGAAGUUUACUGAUCGAUUUCAAUUCGGAUUUGACGGCGGAAAUUUGCUCCAAAGAUCAUCGCGAUCUGCUGCAGAAUACUUGGGUAUCAUUUGAAGAUGAUCCAUCACCACAAGAGUUCUUCACAGUGCCAAAUCUAAAUUCUUCCAGUGUAUGGAGUAGAACAGCCAUUUGCUCUAAUUAAAUCAAUUUUUUUUAUCGUCAGACGAUUUUAAUUUUUUUUAACAACAUAAAAACACGCAAAGAAUGCAUAACUUUUAAGUAAAUGUGAUAUAAUUUGAAUUUUUGACAAUAAAGGACAAAA